AUGUCUCAGCAACAACAACAACACCUCAGAAACAGUGGUAAUGGCAACAACAACAAUAGCAACAACAAUAAUAAUACUCAAACCUCUUUGAAUAGUCAAAUUGAAGAUCAAUUAUUUAGUUAUAUUGCAAAGAAUGCAAAGAGUAGUAGUAGUGGUGGUGCUGGUCAAACUCAUAGUAGUUUGACUCAUCCUAAGAGUUACAACACUCAUAACAAUAGUCAUAACAGUAACAGAUCAAUACAUACUGAUAAUAUCAUAAAGAUUGAUAAACCUACCAAUAGAGGAACAACUACUACAGCAACAUCACCAUUAUCGCCAUCAUCACAAAUAUCACCAAUGAAAACAAUUGGUUCAUUAUUACAAAAUCAUGAAUUUAAUAAGACUAAAAGUAAUAGUAAUAAUAGCAAUAUAAACAAUAACAAUAAUAUCAAUAGUAGUAAUAAUAAUCAUAGUCAAUCAACUAUUAAACCAGUUUUAACUAUACCAGUUGCAGAUUCAAAGGAACUGAUAAAAUCAAGUAUAUUGGUUCCAAAUCAAAAUACACUGCUGACACAACAACAAAAACAGCAACAACAGCAACAACAACAACUGCUGCAGCAACAACAACAACAACAGUCAUCUUCUAAAACGCAUGCCGGAGUGCCUGCAUUCUCCACAUUGGUUCCAAUUGCCAAAAAAACAACUGAUCUUUCAAAUGUAAAUUCAACUUCUGCACCUUCUACUUCUUCUUCUUCUUUAUUAGUAAUCGAACAAAUGAAGGAAAAAGAAGACCAACAAUCUAAAUUAUCACAAAAACCAAAACAAACUAAACCAAUUACAUUUAAAUCACAGAUAUUAGUUCCAAAACAUCAACCACAACAACAGCCACAACCACAGCAGCAACAACAAGCAUCACCUAAACAGCAACCUAAAGAACCUUCAAUAGUUCAACAUUCACAAGAUGAACAACCACAAUCACAUCAACCAUUAUCUCCAAAACAGCAACAACAACCACAACAACCAUUAUCUCCAAAGCAGCAGCAGCAGCAGCAAAAACAACUACAAACAGAACAACAACAAAGCAAUGAAGUUAAAGAUCAAAGGUUACAUAAUUUUUUGGCAAGUUUAAAGCUGUUGCAAUAUGAAUCGAUACUUGAGGAAGAGUCUAUUGGGUGGGAUCAAUUGUUGAAGGCAGAUGUUUCCGAACUCAAACUUAUUGGUUUCAAACUUGGUCACAUCAUCGAUAUCAAAGAUGCUUUAAAACAAUAUAAAGGAGAGCAAUUUUUAGAUAGUACAAAUGGUUCCAAUAUGUUGGAAUCAAUGGUGCACGAAAAGGUGAACACACUCAUACAUGAUUUUAUUGUGAAAUCUCCAAUCUCCAUUAAAUCUCAUUCACCGUCACCGUCAUUGUUGUCUUCUCCAUCGAUACCAACUACAACUCAUUUACCUUUUGUUCCUGUAAAAUCAGAAUCAUUCACAACAAUAACAACACCAACAUCAACAUUAACAGCGACAACACCAUCACCAUCAUCGACAUCAUCAAACACAUCAAUGGCACCAUCAACUGCUAUUGCAAUUAAUCCAACAACAACAACAACAACAACAGCGACAGCAUCGACAAAUAUAAAUACACCCAAGAAACAUAUAGAUUUAGAUUUAGAUUAUGUUGAUAAUAGUAAUAAGAAACAACAACAACAACAACAGCCACCUUCAAAGUCAGAACCAAUGAUUAUUGAUCUUGACAGUGAUAACGACGAUAUAGAACCAUCACCAAUACCAAUUCCACUAAAAUCAGAAGACUUAGUUUCAGAGACAUCAAAUAUGGUUACUGAAACAGAACAGAAAAGCGAAAAUCAGGUCACUGUUUCUGAAGACAGAUCAAGUUUACCAGAUUUUGGUUCGGAUAUAAUGGAAAUGGAAGUAGACACGCCAAAUGUGUUUGAGGAUAUAGCUAUUAAUGUUGAAAAAGAGAAGGAGAUCACUAAAGAUACGGAUGUUGGUAAAGAGAGAGACGCCGAGACUCAAAAAGAGAAAGAGAAGGAGAAAAAUGUAUAUAUGAUAGAGGAUAAAGUUGUACAAAUACACAAAGAUAUAGAAAAAGUCGAAGAGGUUGUCAAAGGUAUAGAAAUGACAAAAGAUGAAGAGUUGGCAAAAGAGAAAGACGAGAAAGCGAAAGAGGAGAAGGAGAAAGAAAAAGAGAUAGAGAUAGAGAAUGAGAAAGAGAAAGAUACAAAGGAGAAAGAGAAGAUUACAGAAAAAGCAAAAGAAAAUGAUGUAGAGAAAACCAAAGAGAAAGAGAUAGUAGUAGAAGUAGUCAAAGAUAUAGAGAUGACGAAAGAUUUAGAUAAAGAGAAGGAAAAGAAAGCAGAUAAAGAUAUCAUAAUUCAGCAAAAGCCAAGUGAGAAAAAGAAAGAUACUAGUAUUGAUAUUGUUGAUUCAGAAAGCGAAAAAGAGAAAGAGAAGGAGAAAGAGAGAGUAAAAGCAACAAGUAAAAAGACAAAAAGAAAAGUAAAGUCAGAUAGAAUGGACUCAAGUGAAACUGAAGAAGAUGAAUUAGAAGAAAGUGACGAUGACGACGACGAAAACAUGAUGGCGGAUGAGGAGUAUCGCAAGAAGAUUGAUGGAAUGAGAGGUGGUCCAAGUAUAGCAAGUCAACUCCAAGCUGGAAGUGGAAUUCUCACUGGAAGUGGUAGUAGUGGUGGUGGUAUUUCAACUGGCUCUUUUGCUUCAACCAUUGGUAGUAAGCUUUCGAAUUUGGAAAUCGAUUUGGAUUCUCUCGAUGAGUUUGUAUUGGAGAAAAAGAAUGAAUGGUUAACCAAGAACGUCAACCAUCUCAAGUCGAUUGCCAAAUGGUUUUGGGAGAAGUAUAGGAAUCAACUCGAUCAGCAGUCUCAGAUCUAUCAGAAGCUCAAUUCCGUGCGUUUCAAUUCACUCAGUCACAUUCUCAAGGGUGGAAGUUUUAAAAAGUCUGAUUUCCGUCUGGUCGAGCACCAGUUUGAGGAAUGUUGGAAACAGGAAUGGCUGUUGGAGAUCUUGAAAUCGAAAGAGCCGCCCAACUUUGAAUUCAUUGUCGACGAUAAAGAUGAACAAGAGGAGAAAGCAAAGAGAGAAUCGAAAACAAAGAUUCAAAAGCAAUCGGAAGAAGACUAUAUGGAUGUUGAUAGCGAUGCUGAAGCAGUGUUAGGUAGUCAGCAACCAACAACCUCUACCACCACAACGUCGAUAUCCUCCUCCACCUCUAAAUCAACGCCGAAAUCAUCAUUUCUCGAUGAAAGUGAUGAUAGUUUAAGUGAGAAUGAGGAUUGGGAUCAUGAUAAAUCACAAUCGAAUGCACCCAUAACAAAAUCACCAAUUUUGAAACCCGAUGACUUGGAUAUUAGUUCUUGGAAUCUAUGGCAACCAUCUGCUUCAAAGAAAAGAAAGGAGUCGGCAACAACAACAACAACAACAACCACCACAACAACAGCAUCACCAAAAUUAACAUCUAGAGUGAGUGUUGGUAUUCCAACAACCUCUUCUACUACUACGACAUCGAGUGAAGAUGAAGAUGAUGUUGAAUUUCAAAUCAAUAAGAAACACAAGGCAAAUGAUAUUGAGUCGGCAUCUUCUCAAGCCAAUAUUCACAACGUGAGUCCGAAGAUAGAGGAUAAGCUAUUGGUAAGCUCUUCAUCUUCUGAAUCUGAAGACUCAUCGUCUGACUCUGAAGCAAUCUCUGAUUCAUCAUCUUCCGCAUCCAGUUCUGAUUCAAGAUCAUCGAGUGAUUCCGAUGACGACGAUGAUACAUCAAGGUCAUCUGAGACUGAAUAUGAAUCUGAUUCAGAUGGUGAGUCGGGUUCUGAUGAAGAAGAAGAGUCUGAUUCUUCCGAGGUGAACAAGAUUAAACGACCAUCUUCUCCAAGGUUGCGUGCCAAGAUGUCUGCCAAGUCGAAACCAAAGAGUCCACAAACCAAACGACAAACCAAACGCAUUGAAAUAAUGCAAAACACCGAUAUCAACAAUGUAAACUCUGCCACUCUAAAGAUCAGACAACGCGAGGAGGAAGUUUCCAACAAGAUCCAAGCACUCAGAGAACAGCGUGGUAAGUCAAUCGAUCGUAACAGUCUUGUUAUCUUCCCAGGCACUACACCAGAGCACGAUAUCUUAAUAAACAGCGACAUCGGUGUAUUCUUGAAACCCUAUCAAAUGGACGGUGUCCGAUUCCUCUGGGAUAACAUCGUUGUCAAGGAGAAAGGUUGUAUUCUCGCACAUUCUAUGGGACUUGGCAAAUCGAUUCAAACCGUUUCCUUUAUCUUUACACAUCACACCCACUUUCCAAACACCAAAUAUCUUUUGAUUGUUCCAGCAAACACACUCUACAAUUGGAUGAACGAGUUCCACAAGUGGCUGCCGAAAGACAGCGGCUUUAGAAAGCAUCUCUACUUUGACAAUACCUCUGCCAAUAUUUCCCGCGUGGUGUCAACAUGGUGGUGUAAUGACUCUCACCUUUCAGAUAAUUCACUUAAAGAAUACUACACUAUGAUUGACUACAUUCGACCACUUCAUCUUGGAACCGUCAAGGAAUUCCAAGAUCGUUUCAUCAAACCAAUCGAAUAUGGUAAUAGAGCAGAUGCAGAUAAAAAAGCAUUUGAAUUGAUGAGAGGAAGAUUGUACGCACUCCAAAAUUUAAUAUCCGAUUUCGUACAAAGAUUAGGACCUGAAGUUUUAGCUAAAGAUUUACCAAACAAAGUUGAAACAAUUAUAUCACUUAAAGGAACACAGAUACAAUAUAAUCUUUUACAAACAUUGAGGAGAUUGAAAAAGAAGAUUAUUGAGGAACAGGAAAUUUGUACACUGAUAUGCAAUCAUCCCGAUACUCUUUUGGAGAAGAAACCGAUCAAUGUUGAAAAGGUUAACAAGAUGGCGAUAUCCGAUAUGAAGAAACUGUUGGACGAGAAUUUCUUACCUUGGCGAGACUGUCUCGAGAAACAAGAUUUGGUAAACAGAAUCAUUGAAAUGAAUGAAAGAAUAGUGUUGGCCGAAAACUCGAUGUUUCCACUCGAACUCGAGAAGUAUCACUAUCGUAAAGGUAUAGUUGAAAACAGUACAAAGAUGUCGGUAUUCUUUUUUAUGUUGGAGGAAUUUGAAAGAUUAAAAGAAAGAACUGUUGCUUUUAGCUCAUCUUUGGUGACAUUGAAUCUAAUGGAAUACUUUUUACAAAAGAAAGGUUGGAAACCUGGAAGAGAUUAUUACCGGUUGGAUGGCGCUGUCCGGCCACAAGAGCGUCAGAAUCUCAUUAAUAAGUUCAAUGAUACCGGUAAUCAAUGUAAGUUGUUCAUCAUUUCAACCAAAGCUGGAAGUCUGGGUACGAAUCUCACUGCUGGAACCCGUGUGAUUCUGAUGGAUCUCCUCUGGAAUCCAGUGCACGAACGUCAAGCGGUCUAUCGUUGUUUCAGAAUUGGACAGACCAAACCGGUCUAUGUCUACACGCUGAUCAUCGCUGGCUCACUCGAGGAGAACAUCUACAAUCGGCUGGUAUUCAAGCAGUCGCUCGCCAAGCGUGCCAUCGAUCAGGAGACACCGAUCCGUCACCAAAUUAAAGAUCAGCUCGAUGGCUCUGUCGUACCCGAUCAAGACACUGCCAGUAUUAAGGAGUGCAUCGAGAGUACUCCCGAUGUUGUACUGAAGAAGCUACUCACCGAGAGACCAAAUAGCGUAAUCAAGGUCAUCGAUUACGUUAAGAUGUUCGAACAUGAUGCCAUUGGAAAUCUAACACCUGAAGAAGGUGAUGCUGCUAUUUCAAGUUUCAAAAGAGAAAUUGAACAACAAAGUGCUCAAUUCCAACAACAACAACACUUUAAUUUAAAUACCUCCAAGCGAUUUAUCAAUUUCACUCCACCCUUAACAAAAACAACACCGCUCUAA
Messenger RNA from Heterostelium album PN500, 5880 nucleotides. Its product is annotated as SNF2-related domain-containing protein. The record is from RefSeq and is a predicted model, not a curated record. Gene Ontology annotation, cellular component: nucleus. Gene Ontology annotation, molecular function: ATP binding; ATP-dependent chromatin remodeler activity; ATP hydrolysis activity. The coding region runs from base 1 to 5880 and encodes 1959 amino acids. NCBI's taxonomy places the organism in Eukaryota, Evosea, Eumycetozoa, Acytosteliales, Acytosteliaceae. The transcript is spliced from 7 exons.